Messenger RNA from Mesorhabditis belari, 2481 nucleotides. The record is from the annotation of a GenBank genome assembly. NCBI's taxonomy places the organism in Eukaryota, Metazoa, Nematoda, Chromadorea, Rhabditida, Rhabditidae.
AUGCUCGGCUGGACGAUCGAAGGUUUGCGACAGAUUUUGAAGUCGUUACUGAAGAUCCAUCCCGAUGCCACGUCCGAGAAUGACACGAGUCUUGUUCGCGAGAACCCGGUGACUUUUUUAAAAACUUGUUUUGCUUUGGGUGUCGCGUUGAUGUUCUGCUAUCUGAUGUACACGCUGCUUCUCUAUGCUCACGAUUUUGUGGUGGUGAAAAUAGCGCGUUUGAAGGCCCCUUGUACUUCAAGAAAACUAUGUCCAAGUGACCUGUUGCCGGUGAUCAAAGCGGAUGGGCUCAACUUGGGUAUGAAACCGCAUCGGGUUCACCGAAUGAACGAGCCUGUUGAGAUGUGCCUCGUCAAAAAUCAGUAUCGAACAACGCCAAAAAUGCUCUUACCGCCAAAACCCGUGCAAAAGCAGACCCCAUCGCCAAUCUUGCCACAUCAUGCUUCAAUUUCAGAAGCUAUUAGAAGUCAGGAAGAGAACAAGGCAGCCGCAGUUGCUUCAAAAGCUGAGGUAACCUCUGAUAACCUGCCACUUGUAGCUGCGGUGAAGAAAGAGAGCCUUUUCUCGAUGCAAAUUAUUGAAACAAAGUGUCAGGAUCCCGAAAAGCUGCCUUUGGGUCGUCAUGUGAGUGAGAAAGAUGUUGACCCAGGAAAGGCUGUCGAUGCUUCGACCGAUGUUUGUGCCAAGAUUGAAGAAAAGGAAAAAGAGAUGCCAAAACCAGCUCAACAAACUCAGUCAACAUCCUCAUCUUUGAGUGCCACGACGAUUCCCACCUCAGCUAACACUAACCCGAACCUCGCAACUUCGUCAAACCCUGCCACUAACUUUGAGACGGCCACUAGUGAACCCAGCAAAUCAUCAACUACGAGUUCACCAAACAAGUCCACAAAGCGUCUAUCGCCGAGGAAAAGUACGAAGAAGAAAACGACUUUAUCACCAGAAAAGAGAAAAGCAGCCGGAGGGGAAGCUAGGCGCAAGUAUUCAACGAGCUAUAGCGAUUCGAGCAGUUUUAGUUGGUCACAAGAGUCAAUUGAUGGAUCGAUGCCGUCCGAUUUGCGCAAGAAUUCACAUAGGAAAAAGUUUGUGACUCAGCGGCGACAAGGAGCUGGAGCAGAUGAAGUGACCGUCUCGAUGAAAGAGGACCGCGGCAAAGAUGACACUUCUGAAGAAAGAUCAACUCAAGAACUGUCUGGUACAGGAAGGGGAGCCUCGAAGCCCAACAAAGACACCGAUGGAAAGAAUCCAGCAAUUGCGCUUGUACAGAUGUGGCCAUCAGCCUCGUUGCAAGCCGGAUGUGUACACUGCCAGAAUCAGCCACUCUAUCCAGUCACUUUCCGGUGGCACGACACCAAUCCUACCUCGGUUUUUGUCUCGGGUUCGUUCGUGAACUGGGAAUCAAAGAUUCCUCUUCGACGCGAUCGUUAUGGGUGGGUGGUCGAGAUCCAAUUACCUCGGGGACAUUUUGAAUACAAGUACAUCGUGGACCGUCAAUGGGCGAUCGAUGAAAAGCGACAAUCAGUGGUGAACACACGAGAAGGACAGAUCAACCACACCGAAAGUGUAGAAACGGAAGUGGCGAUUAAGAUACAAAACAAGGAUGUAGGAAGUAAAGAAGCCGAUUUACUGAAGCAAAUUAAGAGUGACUAUGUUGUUAAGUACAUUGGUGUUGGCGAAAAUGAGGAUUAUCAUUAUCUGAUUUUGGAGUUAUAUGAUGGACCUUCACUUCAGAAUUUUCUCGAUGGCAAGCCAUCUAUUCCAAUAGAAGAUAUUCGACUGCUUGUUUGGCAAUGCUCAAAGGGAAUUGAAGUGACGCAGAGCCUGAACAUCAUUAACUUUGAUCUCAAGCCGGCGAAUGUGCUUCUGAAGUCAACAACCCUCAAAGAAGGCAUAAAAAUAGGAGACUUCGGAGUAUCAUACCAGACGAAACCUGGCCAAAAGCUUACUCUUCAAGAUUCAAUCAUUGAUCUUCCGAAAGAAUUUAUCACCACGUUUCGAUAUAUGCCGCCAGAAGUGCUGGAAAAAGAGAAUCCCUUCGCCUCCUUUGCGACCGAUAUAUGGUCCUUUGGAGUUAUUCUAUAUGAAGUUACAUUUCGCGUAAAGUUUUUGAAAAGAAUCAACAAGAAUGAUCGAAGUCGUUUUUGUCAGGAGUUGGAUCAAUUCUGCAAAGUGUCUUUCGAAGAUGGUACAAUUGGUCUGGGAAACAUUAUCCCCAAACACAAGCUCUGUUCAUCACAUCAAGACAUAUUGCAAGGAUGUUUGAAAUACGAUUACAAGAAGAGGAUCAACUUUGAGCAAAUGCCCGAGAAGGAUUCCGAGGGAGAGAAUUCCGAAUUUAACGUGCCGGAUGUAACUCUUGGGACAUCAUCAGGUGAAAAGGACGUGGGCAGGUCAGAUCACAAGCGUCAAUUCGAUGAGGAGACGUCCGAAAACAAGGAGGAGCAAAAGAAAAAACCCAAGACCGACGGCCAGCAGCAUACCGAG